AUGGCUAGCUCAAAGGUCCGCGUCGCUGUUACACAGGCUGAGCCAGUUUGGCUCGAUCUACAGGGCUCUGUCAAGAAAGUGGUCAAACUCAUGAAAGAAGCCGCCGAAGAGAAGGCACAGCUUAUCGCGUUCCCAGAAUGUUUCAUUCCUGGUUAUCCAUGUUGGAUCUGGACACGAUUGGUAGACUUCGAGAUGAAUGUCAAGUAUAUUAAAAACUGCCUGAAAAUUGACUCUCCCGAGAUGGAAACCAUCAAGGCUGCCGCUCGCGACAACGGUAUCGCAGUGUCGCUUGGGUUUUCUGAGAAUGACGAUGAUUCGCUGUAUAUCUCGCAGGUCCUUAUCGGUUCGGACGGAGAGAUCAAGGUUCAUCGCCGUAAAAUGAAACCGACCCAUAUGGAGCGCACCAUAUUUGGAGAUGCAUCAGGCCAUUGCCUCUCGUCAGUCGCACAACUGCCAUUCGCUCGUGUCGGCCAGCUUUCUUGCUGGGAACACAUCCAGCCACUGUUGAAGUUCAACACGAUGGCCCAGAAGGAGCAAAUCCACGUCUCCGCAUGGCCAAGUUUGACACCCCACACAGGCGGAUCCGAUUUGUGGUCCAUGUCCGCAGAAGGCUGUCGAACAUUGUCGGCAACCUAUGCCAUAGAAUCCACAGCCUUCGUGCUUCACAGCACGGCUUUGAUCACAGAAGAGGGGGUGCAAAAGCAGGGUACUGCCUCUGGUGCGCUAAUGUCAUCGGCUGGUGGUGGCACUUCAGCGGUUUUCGGACCAGAUGGCAGGAAAUUAACUGAGGAUCUGGACUCCAAAACCGAAGGUGUCAUCUAUGCCGACCUUGAUCUCGACGAAAUCACCAAGAUAAAGAUGUUCGCACAUUGUACAGGUCACUACAGCCGGCCUGACCUCCUAUGGCUGAGCACUGACACCAACGUCAAAGGUUUGGUGAGAAGUGCAGUUGCAAAGGAAGUUGCAAGGGAGCUCUCGACUGAUUUAGUUACUGAUCUUUGA
Messenger RNA from Truncatella angustata, 1002 nucleotides. Its product is annotated as carbon-nitrogen hydrolase. Gene Ontology annotation, molecular function: catalytic activity. The transcript is spliced from 3 exons. The record is from RefSeq and is a predicted model, not a curated record. Lineage: Eukaryota; Fungi; Ascomycota; Sordariomycetes; Amphisphaeriales; Sporocadaceae. Bases 1 to 1002 code for a protein of 333 amino acids.